AUGGUAGAGCGCUCGCUUAGCAUGCGAGAGGUAGAUUACCAUGCAGCACUUACCAAGUCUCUGUUGUAUUUUGAGGGUCAACGCUCUGGAAAGUUGCCGGAUAAUAAUAAGCUGCAGAGAGUGCAAUGGCGUGGAGAUUCUGCACUCAAAGACGGCGCUGAUGCUGGAAUUGAUCUGGUGGGAGGAUACUACGAUGCCGGAGACAAUCUCAAGCUAGGGUUUCCAAUGGCAUUCACAAUAACAAUGUUGUCGUGGAGCCAAAUAGAGAUGGGCAGCCAACUCAAGGCAAAGCAAGAGCUCACAAAUGUGUUGCAUGCCAUCAAGUGGGGAACGGAUUACUUGAUCAAAGCGCAUCCCAAGCCUGAGGUGCUCUACGCGCAGAUCGGUGAGCCUGAUUCCGACCAUGGAUGUUGGCAAAGGCCGGAAGACAUGGCCACCCCAAGAACCGCCUUCAAGAUUGAUGACCAACAUCCUGGCUCCGAUCUUGCUGCCGAAACUGCUGCUGCUUUUGCCGCAGCUUCAAUCGCUUUCAAGAAUUCGGACUAUCAAUACUCAUCCAAGCUUCUAACGCACGCGAAACAGCUUUUUGAUUUUGCAUGCAAUCACCCCGGUCUUUAUCAGGACAGCAUCCCUUCUGCCGGAAAAGUCUACGCCAGUAGUGGCUAUCAUGAUGAACUGUUGUGGGCAGCAGCAUGGCUACAUCGUGCUACAAAUGAAAAAAGGUACCUGGAUCACGUUGAGCAAGCAGAAGACGUAGGGGGAACAAGAUCCGAAUUCUCAUGGGAUGACAAAUACGUUGGCGCACAGAUCUUGAUUGCAAGACUUGUAUUGGAGGGAAAGGUUGAGAAUGGAGGAAAGUGGGCCGCAUGCAAGAGCCACGCAGAGGAGUUCAUAUGCUCGUGCAUUCAGAAAGGGAACACCAAAGUGCCGCAGACACCCGGUGGCCUGUUAUGGUUUUCGUCCUGGGAUAACAUUCAAUACGUAGCCACCGCUACCUUCGCCACCAUUGUCUAUUCCAAUUAUUUGGCCACCAAAUAUGGCUCCCUCAACUGUGCUGCUGGCAACGCUAAUCCUUCUGAUCUUAUUGUAUUCGUCAAAUCACAGGUGGAUUAUAUAUUGGGGUCAAACCCCAAUAACAUGAGUUACAUGGUUGGAUAUGGAGGAAACUAUCCACAGCGGAUUCAUCACAGAGGAGCAUCAAUAAUAUCGAUCAAGAAGGACUCGACACCAGUGACAUGCAAAGGAGGGUACGCCGAUUGGUUCAACAGAGAAGCAGCGAAUCCAAAUGUCCUGGAUGGAGCAGUCGUGAGUCCAAAUGAAAAUGAUGGCUUCUCCGAUGAAAGAAGCAAUUUUCAACAUGGUGAACCCACAACAUAUAACAAUGGACCACUAGUUGGUGUCUUGGCUCACUUUGCUUAA
This is a messenger RNA of Pyrus x bretschneideri (Chinese white pear), 1419 nucleotides long. Its product is annotated as endoglucanase 15-like. Lineage: Eukaryota; Viridiplantae; Streptophyta; Magnoliopsida; Rosales; Rosaceae. The transcript has 6 exons. The record is from RefSeq and is a predicted model, not a curated record. Gene Ontology annotation, biological process: carbohydrate metabolic process. Gene Ontology annotation, molecular function: hydrolase activity, hydrolyzing O-glycosyl compounds. Bases 1 to 1419 code for a protein of 472 amino acids.